UGUAGUAAACAAUUAGGAAUGUAUCUUAAGGAGCGCCAUCCAAAAACUGUAGAGGAAAUGUCGAAUCUGGCAGACCAAUUCAUUGAAGCUCAUGGCUAUCCAUCAUUUGUUAAAGACUUUCAAGUUUUUCAGAAGCAAAAUCCGGGCAACAGUGGUUUUAGAAGCGCUGGCAGUGGAACUGGCCCGAAGCAGCAAUCAUCUUCAACUUCAUCACAGCAGAACUACGACAGAAGGUGUUACAUUUGUCAUAGAAAUGGACAUUUGGCAAAAGACUGUAAUAAUAAACAGACAAUUCCGCGCACAUUUACUCCUUCGCGCAGCAUCCAGAAAGCAGCAGCUUUACAGAAUCCACAUGAAUGUGAGUUAAACUGUGAUGAAUCUAAUGACAGUUCUAGUUUCAGUUUACCAAAUUCCACAGAAGUCACAACCAACGAGGUCAUGCCAUGUCAAAAUCAGCCGCAUAUGGGAUCAGCAUGUAUCCUUACAAAUAAAUUGUUGGAGUGUUGUGUCACAGAUGGACAGGUAAAAUUUGCUUGUGGACACAUUUUGCCUGUACUUGGAGGAGUAUGCAAGGUAUGUGAAAAUAUGCCUGUUCAAAUGGGUUAUGUUGGUGGAAAUCUGAUUAAAGUUUUAAGAGACACUGGCUGUAGUGGAGUAGUUGUGAAGAGAGAUUUAGUCACAGAUGAUCAGCUGACUGGAGAAGUGCAGAGAUGUGUUUUGAUUGAUGGUACAGUACGGAACGUAGAAGAGGCAUCCAUUUAUGUGGAUACUCCCUAUUUCACUGGUAAUGUCAAAGCAUUAUGCAUGAAAGAACCUGUUUAUGAUCUUAUCCUAGGUAACAUUGAUGGAGUCAGAAAUCAGAAUGAUCCAGAUCUUCAGUGGUGCAGAAAAGAAGAAAGGAACGAGUGCAGUCAAGUUCUCCAAGCAGUGCAGACUAGAGCUCAAAAGAAGAAAGAAAACCAAGGUAUGAAGAAACUAAAUGUGACAAGUUUAGUAGAUGCUGAUUUGACUUUGGACCAGAUGAAACAACUUCAGAUGGAAGAUACAUCCCUGAACGUAUACCACGAACAUGCAGCGUCAGGAAGGAAGAAAACGAUCGGUGAUUACAUUGAGACUUGGUUUAGCGUCGAUAGAGGACUGUUGUACAGACACUAUCAUUCAACAAAGGUUAGUGAUACAAAACAUUAUAAGCAACUUGUUGUUCCAGAACCUUUACGAACGAAAGUCAUGAAGAUUGCGCAUGAUAGUAUCUUAGGAGGGCAUUUGGGGACUAAGAAGACCCUAGAUCGGAUCCUUUCGAAUUUCUAUUGGCCGGGGAUACAGGGAGACGUGACGAGAUAUUGCCAGUCAUGUGAUGUAUGCCAAAGAACAUUCCCUAGAGGCAAAGUGAUUAAAGUACCUUUGAAUGAGAUGCCGAUUAUCGACACGCCAUUUGAACGUGUUGCUGUAGACUUGGUAGGUCCAUUAUAUCCAAUAACUGACAAAGGAAAUAGAUAUAUAUUGACUGUUGUAGAUUACAGUUCUAGAUAUCCAGAAGCAGCUGCAUUGAAGAACAUUGAUACAGAGACAGUAGCAGAAGCAUUGGUGGAAAUUUUUAGCAGAGUUGGCAUUCCAAGGGAAGUUCUGUCAGACAUGGGUACGCAAUUUACUUCUAAUGUAAUGAAAGAGGUGGGUCGACUGUUGUCGUUUAAGCAAUUGGUAACAACUCCAUAUCACCCAGCUUGUAAUGGACUAGUGGAAAAGUUUAAUGGUACCUUGAAAUCAAUGUUAAGAAAAAUGAGUUCUGAGAGACCAAAAGAUUGGGAUAGAUACUUACCCGCAUUAUUAUUCGCUUAUCGAGAAGUUCCUCAAGAAAGUACUAAAUUUUCUCCAUUUGAUCUUGUUUAUGCACGAAGUGUUAGAGGACCGAUGGCAGUUUUGAAGGAAUUGUGGACGAAGGAAGAGAACGACCCUGAAGUGAAAACUACUUACCAGUAUGUAUUGGACCUUAAGGAAAGAUUGGCAAGAACGUGUGAACUGGCUCAUGAAGAACUACAGAAAUCCAAGGAACGCUACAAGAAAAACUAUGAUAAAAAGGCAAAGUCUCGAUAUUUCAAGGUUGGUGAUUUCGUUCUCCUUUUACUUCCAACUGAUAAUAACAAACUUUUAAUGCAGUGGAAAGGACCUUUCAAAGUUGUCGAGAGGGUAGGACAAACUGAUUACAAGAUCGAUAUGAAUGGACGACUUCGCUUAUUUCAUGUGAAUCUAUUGAAGAAAUAUUAUAUUCGAGAAGAACAAAUGCCAGACUCAAGAAUACCGCUUGCAUCAUGUGUUGUUUUGGAAUCAGAGGAGACGGAGGAUUCUAGUACUGAACAUUUGUUACAUCUUCUCCCCAUGAAAGCGACAGAAUCAUUUGCAGAUGUUAAGAUUUACCUGGUAGGACUGACCUUAUUCAGCAUGAGGUUCAUCUAACUACGAAGGAACCAAUCAGGAACAGACCAUAUCAGAUUCCGUAUGCAGUCAGGAGUGCAGUUCGAGCGGAAAUUCAGAAUAUGAUAGAUAUGGACAUUAUUGAACCAUCAGAGUCACCUUACGCUAGUUCGAUUGUUGUUGCGAAGAAGUCCGAUGGUAGCAAGAGAAUCUGCGUGGAUUUUCGUAACUUGAAUAAGGUAACCAUUUUUGACCCUGAACCAAUGCCAGAUCCUGAUGAAAUUAUGACAAAAAUCAGUAACAGUCGUUUCUUUUCUAAACUCGAUUUGUGUAAAGGGUAUUGGCAAAUUCCUAUGAAAGAACAAGAUAAAGAUUUAACAUCUUUCUUAACACCAGAUGGGCUAUACAGAUUCAAGGUAAUGCCGUUCGGGAUGUCUAAUAGUCCAGCAACCUUUAACAGGCUCAUGCGGAAAGUUUUAAAAGGUUUAGAUCACACUGACAGUUUUGUUGAUGACAUUCUUAUUCAUACAGAAACUUUUGAAGAACAUAUUGCAGAACUUAAAAAGGUGUUGGAUAGACUACGGAAGGCGAAGUUGACUGCCAAGCCAUCGAAAUGUGAGAUAGCGCAGACAAGACUACAGUAUUUAGGCCAUAUUGUUGGAGGAGGGACGAUACAACCAUCCACCGAGAAACUGGAAGCAAUCGAAGAAGCACCUAGACCAGAAACGAAGAAGCAGGUUAGAUCUUUCCUUGGUCUGAUAGGAUAUUAUCGGAAAUUUGUUCCCAAUUUUUCUACAAUUGCUGCUCCUUUAACUGAUCUAACAAAGAAAGGUGUUCCAAACAAAUUUGAAUGGAAAAUUGAACAGGAAAAUUCAUUCAAGCGUUUAAAAUCCAUGUUACUUUUUAGUCCAAUUCUCAGAUUACCAGAUUUGACGAAACCAUUUAUCUUGAGAACAGACGCAUCUAACCAUGGCAUUGGCGCAGUGUUACUGCAGGAGCAUGACGUACGCAAAUAUCCUGUUGCAUAUGCAAGCCGGAAACUGCUAGACAGAGAACAGCGUUAUUCGGUAGUUGAGAAAGAGUGUCUCGCCAUUGUAUGGGCUUUAAAGAAAUUCCAUCCAUAUUUAUAUGGUAGAUUAUUUGUUCUAGAGACUGACCAUAGGCCCUUGUUACAUUUACAGAAGAUUAAGGCAUCCAACGGUAGAUUGAUGAGAUGGUCUCUUUUUCUACAAGCGUUCAAUUUUAGAACAGAAGUUAUCAAAGGUGUGGAUAAUAUUGGGGCUGAUUUUCUCAGUCGUGUUUUUCCAGAGUAAUUUGCAGUGUGUGUACAUAGUUUUUAGUAGGUUUUUCACAAAAUUGUAUUUUGUGUCUUAGGAUCGGAGGUAUUGUCACAAUAGACAUUAUGCCAAUGAUAUAUUUUAUUAUAAUUGGUUCUAUAUUUGUCUACUAUAUUUAAUGUAAGAGUUAUCGUUUAUAGAUCUAAGUUAUCGUUCAUUUAUUUACGCUUUAUUGGUCACUGGGUUGUUCCGUUCUCGAUGUUACUAUGUUUAGAUUGGGAUUCUCUUCGAACCUGUUUGGCAGGUUUACGUAGAAGCUUAUGAGGGGUGUUGCCGGAUGUCGCUAUAUUUAGUAUCUAGAGUAGGAAAACUUGUUUGGUUAGUUUUGAUGACUAUAUAUAUGGGGUGUGGGCUGACUUUUGGGAGAAGAGGUCUGGACGCCGAGCAGUAAUUUCGUGUAUGUUAAGCCCUUGCUGUGUGAACUUGGGUGUGUCUCUCGUGUCUCCCCUGCUGUGUGAUCUAGGGAACAUGUAGCCUGUGUGGAUUUUGUUAGCGCUGGCGUUGCGAGACCUGAUUGCCUACAUUUUCUGUAUUUUUAUUGCCACAACUCAGUGACCAAUUUUAUAAUUCUUAAGUUAUUGUUAACCUGAGGGGACGGGGUGGAUUUUGGUGGAGCGUGGUGGAUCGUGGUGGAACGUGGUGGAUAGUGGUGGAACGUGGUAGAAAGACGCACGAGAUUAUGGAGGCCCGUUGAGAACUAUGAUUAUAAUUUCUUUGUACAUAUGUAGAUAAAUUUAUUGUUUAUUUUUUUCAUAUUGUUGUUGUUUAUUGGAAAACAAGAGUCAUCCAUAUGAUUUCAUAAGGGGUAAAUGUUUAAAGAACCCAUCACAACAGGUCA
Molecule: messenger RNA, 4584 nt
Organism: Magallana angulata
Lineage: Eukaryota; Metazoa; Mollusca; Bivalvia; Ostreida; Ostreidae
Exons: 3
Coding region: 19-2451 (810 amino acids)
Biological process (GO): DNA integration
Molecular function (GO): nucleic acid binding; zinc ion binding
Source: RefSeq, a predicted model, not a curated record